Messenger RNA from Meriones unguiculatus (Mongolian gerbil), 1017 nucleotides. RefSeq names its product olfactory receptor 1361-like. The transcript has a single exon. NCBI's taxonomy places the organism in Eukaryota, Metazoa, Chordata, Mammalia, Rodentia, Muridae. Gene Ontology annotation, biological process: G protein-coupled receptor signaling pathway. The record is from RefSeq and is a predicted model, not a curated record. Gene Ontology annotation, molecular function: G protein-coupled receptor activity; olfactory receptor activity. Bases 64 to 993 code for a protein of 309 amino acids. Gene Ontology annotation, cellular component: membrane.
UGCCCAUUCUUUCCUGCAUGAAUUGUCUUCACACCAAUUUCUUCUUAAAACACAAAACCCAGAAUGAAUUGCAGUCAGGCUCCUGGCUUUAUCCUCUUGGGACUGUCCAGUGACCCAGAGAAAAGGCAGGUCCUUUUUAGCAUCUUCCUAGUUCUCUACUUGCUGGGCCUCCUAGGGAACCUGCUACUUUUGUUAGCUAUUGGUGCCGAUGUCCACCUCCACACCCCCAUGUAUUUCUUCCUCAGUCAGCUCUCCCUUGUGGAUCUUUGCUUCAUCACCACCACAGCCUCUAAAAUGCUGGCAGCUUUGUGGACUGGAGAUGGAUCAAUAUCAUUCUCUGGAUGUCUGACUCAGUUGUACUUCUUUGCUGUUUUUGCAGACAUGGAUAACCUGCUUCUGGCAGCCAUGGCUUUUGACCGCUAUGCUGCUAUCUGUUACCCUCUGCACUACCCAGUUCUAAUGACUUCUUGCAGAUGUGCAGUUCUGGCCAGUGGGUUGUGGGGAGUAGCGCAUUGUGUAUCUCUGGCCCAUACCUUGUUGCUCUCUGAGUUAUCCUUUCAUACCAAUCAAGAGAUUCCUCAUUUUUUCUGUGAUUUUGGGCCUCUCUUAUGGCUUUCCUGCUCUGAUGUCCACCUCAAUGAGGGCCUGAUGAUGGCUUUGGCUGGGGUUUUAGGAAUCAGUGCAUUUCUCUGCAUUGUGAGUUCUUAUGGUUGUAUUUUCUAUGCUGUGUCUAGAGUUCCAUCUAUACAGGGGAAAAGGAAAGCCAUGACCACAUGCAGUUCCCACCUCUCUGUGGUCCUCCUCUUCUACAGCACAGUCUUUUCCACAUACCUGAAGCCCCCAUCUCAUUCUCACUCCUCUGAGGAGGUGGUAGCUGCUGUCAUGUAUACCCUGGUAACUCCCACCCUGAACCCCUUCAUUUACAGUCUGAGAAAUAAGGAUGUUAAGAGUUCACUGAGAAGGAUCCUGAACAUGGAGAAGUCUCAGGACUGAGAAUCAUCACUCCGGAAGGAUCAC